AACUAAUAUCAUAUAGAUUAUAAACUAACCUAAUAUUCCACUGUCUUAGUGUGGUUACCUAAUGCAAACAAUAGUUACGAUAAUAUUUUUGGUUUUACGAAAGUAUUAUUACAAUCAUCUGUUGCUUCUGUGUGUUGUGAACAGUGAUCGAAAUAUAAGCGAAAUUCAUUGUAAUUCGUAUGGCUUUAAAUUAUACUCACCGUAGUGGUACAGUAAAAUUGUUCGUUUGUAGGCUAUAGCUGGAGCAAGCGGUAUAACGCGAUGGUCGAUGAAAUUAAAAUUGGCUGCGAAUAUGAAUCAAUAAAAUAUGGUCCAAGGGCGGCGCUGGCACAAUUUUUGGCAACUAUUGCACAGAGUUUUCUGUCAGUCGGAUUGGGUAUUCAACUAGCAGUACCGGCAAUCGUCAUCCGUCACUUGUACAAAAAUAGUAUUAUUGAUAGUGAUUUCUCGAUAUCACUAACUGAGGCGUCUUGGUACGGGAGUGUAUUAUUUAUAAUCCACCCAUUUGGAUGUUUCCUGUCGGGAGUCCUUCAAGAGAGAUUCGGAAAGAAGCUUUGCAUGAUAUUUGCAAACGUGCCCAGCAUUGUCGGGUGGACUUUGCUGUACUUUGCUCACUCGCCUCUUUUUCUCUACGGGUCGUCGCUUCUGAUGGGAUUCAGUAUAGGCGUCGGCGCUGGUGCAGUACACGCCUAAGUCGGCGAAAUAACAGAACCAAGACUCAGAGGAUCCAUGGCUUCCAUAUCGAACACAGCAGCUUUGUUUGGAUCAUUGUUGGGAUUCAUAUUGGGUGCAUUGUUCGACUGGCGUACCGUUGCACUGUUGAGCACGCUUUGUCCUGUAAUAUGUAUAUUGUUAAUCUUUUUAAUUCCAGAGUCUCCCAUUUGGUUGAUCGCCAAAGGUAAAAACGAUAAGGCCGAAAAGGCCAUGUGUUGGUUAAGAGGAUGGGUGGACCCUGAAAUAGUUAAACCCGAAUUAAUUACACUGUUCCAUUAUAACGAAGUUUCUGGAACUUUUGGAACUGAAGGUAGCAAUUCCAACGCAAAUGGUGAUAAUAGUUUGCUGUCGAAAUUAGCCCUAUUCAAGGAACCAUCGGUUUAUAAACCGUUAAAAUUAAUAAUGAUUUACUUUCUCACGUCUUAUGCAAUUAACCUUACUCCUGGAAAACCGUUCAUUGGUAAAAUAAUGACAGAAGUCGGUGUGAAGGAUUACCAAAGUAUAUAUUUGAUUAUUUUUUCCGUCCUGCAAACGAUUGGGAGUUUGAUAUUGAUCUUAACUAUUCGUCGUUUCCGGAAAAGAUUUUUGACAUUAGUAACGGUAUCGAUAAACUCUGCAUUGUUACUAUUAUUUAGCGUAUACAUCGUGGCCAUGAAAAACAAUUAUAUUGAAUCGACGCAAUGGAUUCCUUGUUCAAUAAUCGGUGGUAUUUACCUAUCUGGGGGUUGUGGUGCAGCAUGCAUACCCUGGAUGUUAAUUGGUGAAGUGUUUCCGAACAAAAGUCGAGGAAUUGCCACUGGCGUAUGUGCAGGGAUGUCAUAUUUGCUUUUGUUCUUAUUAACAAAAUCGUACCUGACAGUUGAAAUGAUUUUAAGUAUUGAGUACACAAUGCUUCUUUUUGGUUGUAUUGGUAUUUUUGGAUUAGUAUAUUUUUAUUAUUAUUUGCCAGAAACAGAAAAUAAAACAUUAUUAGAAAUUGAAGAAUUUUUCGCAUCCAGUUCAAAAGAUCGAAAAUAGAUAAAAAUAUUUUAGUAUUUCAUUAAAUUAAUGAAUUUUCAAUUUUGCAUUUUUUUUAUGCAAAAAAAAAUUGUAUCAAGAUUUUUUUCAUAGUCUUUGAGGUUGAACUAAUCUAUUGUUUGAUACUUUAAAUAAGUCUUAUCACGAAUGUUUAAAAAUAAUAACUUAACAUUACUUUUAAUUUAACAUGGAGAAUCUCAGUGAAAAAUAAAAUCGUUAGUUUUUUAAGCAAUCUCACUAAUAUUUUGUUAUUUUGUGACGUAUAUUAUACAAUGAAGAAGUUCAAAUUAUUAUCAUAUAAUUUGUAAAAAUAAAAGUUUUAUAUC
Molecule: messenger RNA, 2057 nt
Organism: Myzus persicae (green peach aphid)
Lineage: Eukaryota; Metazoa; Arthropoda; Insecta; Hemiptera; Aphididae
Product: facilitated trehalose transporter Tret1-like
Exons: 6
Biological process (GO): transmembrane transport
Cellular component (GO): membrane
Molecular function (GO): transmembrane transporter activity
Source: RefSeq, a predicted model, not a curated record